AAAAUUACCUGAUCCCAGGUUUCUUUUAACUUUCAAAUAAAUUGAAAAACUUUUUAAACUUUAUUUCAAUUUUUUUAAACAUUAAAAAUGAUGUUAAAAGUAUUCGCCUUCGAGUGUCUCUUUGUUGCAAUUGUAAUCUGUAAGGCAGAUAUAGAUGCGGAGGAUUUCUUAACAUCAUUUGGUUACUUAAACCGAAAUGCUUUCAAUGGAGUUUCAGUAACUGAUGCCAUUAAAGAUUAUCAGAGUUUUAACAAUCUUAAAGUCACCGGUGUUGUUGAUGCAAAUACAAAAGCUGAGAUGGCUAAACCUCGUUGUGGUAAUCCAGAUCGACACGGAUAUAAUGGCUAUUCAAAAUGGACGAAGACAACAUUAACUUAUUCAUUUAGAAAUAAAUGUGAAGAUUUAAGCGACGGUGCAGUUAGACAGACGAUUCGAGAAGCUUUUAAAGUGUGGUCUGAUGUUACGCAUUUGGCUUUUACUGAAACCAGCGGAAAAGGUGAUAUCACUAUUGGAUUUCAUCAUAAUUCCCACGGAGAUAACUCACCUUUUGACGGACCUGGACGGGUUUUAGCUCAUGCUUAUUUUCCACCAGAAGGACGUUUAUGUUUUGAUGAGGGCGAAAGAUGGGUCAUUAAAACAACUGGUACUGAUCUUUUUGAAAUUGCUAUCCAUGAGAUCGGUCAUAUCCUUGGAUUAGAACAUUCAAAUAUCCAAGGAACAAUCAUGUAUCCAUCAUACUCAGGGUAUCGACCUAAUUUGCAGUUACAUUACGACGAUCGAAGACGCAUUCAGCAAAUGUACGGCAUAAAAACCGGAACUGGUACUGGAACUGGCACUGGAACUGGCACUGGAACUGGCACUGGAACUGGCACUGGAACUGGUACCGGAACUGGUACCGGAACUGGUACUGGUACUGGAACUGGAAGUUGUACAGAUAAAGUAAUUGAUUGUUCUAAAAAUCUCGCUUAUUGCAGAUCUCCUCCACAAUGGCAUGAGUACAUGAAAGUAUCAUGUGCUAAAUCUUGCAGAUUUUGUUAAUAUAAUAAAGCAUUAAUUUUGAAAAGACGUCUGUAAUAAGAAUUUGUUGAACAUUUUACAAAAUAAUAUGACUCAUUUUGUAGAGCA
Molecule: messenger RNA, 1125 nt
Organism: Hydra vulgaris (swiftwater hydra)
Lineage: Eukaryota; Metazoa; Cnidaria; Hydrozoa; Anthoathecata; Hydridae
Product: 50 kDa hatching enzyme
Biological process (GO): collagen catabolic process; proteolysis; extracellular matrix organization
Cellular component (GO): extracellular matrix
Molecular function (GO): zinc ion binding; metalloendopeptidase activity
Source: RefSeq, a predicted model, not a curated record